GUCAUGUCUUUUGAUGAAGAUUGGACGUCACCCCUGUCAAGAAUGCUUCUUUUCUCGUGUGACGUGCGGGAUAUGACUGCCCAGUCGUUGAACAAGCUGGUUGAGCCCAACAAGCUGAAACAACCAGCUUUCUAAGGUUCCCCUCGUUUGCUGCUCAGUUACCAACCACAUUUCGAACUUAAAUGACCUUCACAUACCCAACAUGUUCACCGAUCGCUUUCUGGCAUAGGCGGACUGCACCCAGCGAUCAAAUGGCAAACAAUUCACUCAUUCAAAGUGCGAAUUUCGCACACAGCCAUGACCAUGAAUACCUCUCAGGACGGCCGAGCGAUGAGGAUCUCAAGAUUGAGAUCAAUGCCUUCCGUCGCAACACCAUCGACUUCCUCGCCAGUUAUCUUGCCACAAGAGAGGCAAUUGCUCACAAUCAUUCGCCAGGAAAUCAUAUGAACGGCAGCAACAGCAGUACAGACAUAACCAAAGCACUACCCACCCCAAACAAGUUCAUCACCCUCAUCGCCACCCACGACCAACUCCAAAUGCAGCUCGUCCCCCUGCGCAACAUCCUCCACCAAACCCUCCACAAAGCCUGGAUCCGACUCCUACGAUCAAACUUCUACCUAGUUUCCAGCCUCCUCCUCAAACUCACCACCCCCCUCCUCACAACUAACACACCUCUCUCCAUCCUCCUCUCCAUCCUCCUCGCUGCAUCAUCAGCCGACACACUAGCCUACCGGACACUCCUCUACCUCCUCCUCUCAUCCAAAACAAAAGACACAUCCCAGAUCAAAGCCCGCCUAGACGAAGAAAGCUCCUUCUUCAAACAACCCGACACCAACAACCCUGACUUCUCAGCCUUUAUCCAAACCUGGCUCCUCACGGCGGACGACCUCGUCAAACUAGGCGCCAAAUGCCACUCCUGGAUCCCACAAGAUGACGAUGAGAGGCAGCAACUCAUGACCGGUUCCCACGGACACAACCCAAUCACUACUUCCGAGAGUGACCGGGGCUAGGCAUGGGCAGAAUGGUACGCCGGGCGCCUGGGCGGAAG
Molecule: messenger RNA, 1048 nt
Organism: Podospora pseudocomata
Lineage: Eukaryota; Fungi; Ascomycota; Sordariomycetes; Sordariales; Podosporaceae
Exons: 3
Coding region: 183-1010 (275 amino acids)
Source: RefSeq, a predicted model, not a curated record